AUGAUAAAAGAUGCAGACCAGUGUAGGUGGCAUCCAUUUAAGGGUCGAAAUUACUGUUUUGGCGGAAAGUGUCAUUCAUUAGAUAAACAGUGUUCGCAAUUGUGGGGCGACAGAAGAACCGUUGCAGCCGAUGCAACUUGUUACGACCGGAACGUGUACAAUACUAGCAAGUGCUUCAACUGUGAUUACGAUGCUAUAUCAUCUGCUGUUAUUCCUUGCAGUUUAACUAACAGAUUCUGUGGGAAAUUAUUGUGCGCAUUGAGUAAUCCCAACGUGUUAUACAAAUAUGUAUACGAGAGGACUACUAUGUCUUGCGUCUGCGCAUUUUUUAAACUAAUAAAGGGCAGUAGUCAUUUAUCUUAUGCCAAGGAUGGAAUGAAAUGCGGCUCCAACAAGGUUUGUUACGAAAGAGACUGCAUUGAAAAGGAUUCAUAUGUUAGAAUACUUCAGCAUUGUGCCGUCAUUUCUCAAGGAUCAACAGUGCACGUCCCAUCGGCCAGUUUUGUCGCCCAUCUGCUUCUGAAGUUGUUCGCUCUGUUCUUUCAACGAAUGCUCACCUGA
This is a messenger RNA of Helobdella robusta, 561 nucleotides long. RefSeq lists its product as hypothetical. Gene Ontology annotation, molecular function: metalloendopeptidase activity. Gene Ontology annotation, biological process: membrane protein ectodomain proteolysis. The record is from RefSeq and is a predicted model, not a curated record. Lineage: Eukaryota; Metazoa; Annelida; Clitellata; Rhynchobdellida; Glossiphoniidae. The transcript has 4 exons. The coding region runs from base 1 to 561 and encodes 186 amino acids.